AUGGCUCGAUACGACUAUUGGCCGAGAUAUGGACUCGAGAAUUACACAUACGUGCUUCCAUUUGAGGACACCUUUGACUCAAUUAAAAGCACGCGUUGGAUGCAGAACAAUUGGCAACAUGCAGCCACUUUCUCGGCCCUCUACGUUGGGGCGAUUUUUGGAGGAAAAAAGAUAAUGGAAUCACGAAAACCAUUUGGAUUGGAUGGAUCACUUGUUGCUUGGAAUGCGAUGUUGGCUAUCUUCUCAAUCUUUGGCUUCAUUCGUAUGACUCCUGAAUGGAUAUGGUCUUGGGGAGAUAAUUCCUUCGAAUACAGCAUUUGUGUCGCCUCGUAUGCGCAAGGAGUCACCGGAUUUUGGACCGAGAAAUUCGCUCACAGCAAGGUGGCUGAGCUUUUGGACACCGCUUUCAUUGUUCUUCGAAAACGGCCACUGAUCUUUUUGCAUUGGUAUCAUCAUAUUACGGUUUUAGCGUACACCUGGCACGCAUUUAAAGACCACACCGCUUCAGGACGUUGGUUUAUUUGGAUGAACUAUGGUGUCCAUUCUUUCAUGUACACCUAUUAUGCUCUUCGCGCCGCCAAAAUUCAUACUCCCAAAAUUGCUGCCAUGACAAUCACAGUCUUACAAAUCCUUCAAAUGGUGAUGGGUGUCUAUAUUGGGAUCACUGUCUACGCAAUCAAGACUGCCGGUCGUGAAUGUCAACAAACUUGGGAAAACAUUGCCUUCUGCUUCGCCAUCUAUUUUUCGUAUUUCUUGCUUUUCUGCAACUUCUUCUAUCAUGCUUAUCUCAAGAAAGGAAAUCGUUAUGCAAAAGUCAAGAAGACAGACGAAAAUGGAAAUGAAGCAACAGCCACCACAAAGCAAAAUGGUCAUUCAACGAUAGAACACGAGGACAAAUCCGAGCCAAUUGAAGAAAAGCGAAUCACAAGGAGAAGAGUUCAAAAGGCUGAU
This is a messenger RNA of Mesorhabditis belari, 951 nucleotides long. Lineage: Eukaryota; Metazoa; Nematoda; Chromadorea; Rhabditida; Rhabditidae. The record is from the annotation of a GenBank genome assembly.